Caenorhabditis remanei is the source of this 1647-nucleotide messenger RNA. RefSeq lists its product as uncharacterized. NCBI's taxonomy places the organism in Eukaryota, Metazoa, Nematoda, Chromadorea, Rhabditida, Rhabditidae. The record is from RefSeq and is a predicted model, not a curated record. Gene Ontology annotation, cellular component: nucleus. The transcript has 11 exons. The coding region runs from base 1 to 1647 and encodes 548 amino acids. Gene Ontology annotation, molecular function: protein binding.
AUGUCGUCUGGAGAUGCUCCGUUAGAGGCAGUGGGUGUGGAGAAGAUUGGGUCUAAACCGAAAAGCAAAGAGUUCUACCCGUUUGCCUAUUCAUUGAUAGACUCCACCAAAGAUCAUUACUGUUGGACUUGUCUAGGAGAAACUGUUGAGUUAACAUGUGAUCAGUGUAAAGUCGCAAGAUUUUGUUCCAAGCAAUGUCAAGUUUCCGGAGCUUUCGACCACAAGUAUGAGUGUGGUGCCAUUCAAAAAUGCGCUGACCUCAAUACAGAUGAGAGAAUGCUGAUCAGAAUCAUUGGUAGAUACAAGGACAUUCUCGAUGGAAAUGACAAGAAAAUCGACGGAUUCUACACUAACCGAGAAAGUGGAAGAACAGUUAUGCAAAUUUGGGAGCAUUGCGCUGACAUGAAGAAGGAUGAGCAUGCAAUGAAUGUUUUUAAGAAAAUUUACGACCGCGUAAAACAAUUCGGUGACAAAAAUUAUUUGGUCGAUGAAGAGGUUGCUUUUCAACUUCACUCGAGAAACUUUAUCAAUCGUCAUAGUAUUUCGAAUGUCGAUUACUUGAGGGAAAUUGGAAAGGGAUUGUACUUAGAUCUCUGUCGUUACGAUCAUUCAUGCAGACCCAACGCAAUCUACAGUUGCAAUGGAACCGUCGCAAAACUGCGAGCACUUCACGACAGCGUUGAUUUAGAAAAUGUGGAAACAACUCACUACACUUAUAUCGAACUCCCUCCGUGCAAAAUCCAGCGUCGUCACAUGCUUAAAGAAACGUGGUAUUUUGAGUGUCAUUGCGAAAGAUGUGAGGAUCCAGAGGAUAACUGGCUGACUGCUGUUAUUUGUCCUGUCUGUAUUUCUAAAUCUGAAUUCCACAAGACAGUUAAGCUACAUGGACCAGAGGCAUAUGCAAAUCCUCAAACUUUGGAAAUUGUCUGUGAUAGAUGUAACAAUACACUCGAAAGAGAAUAUAUCUUUCUCGCUUUAGAUGGAAUGAGGACAAUUCGGAAAACAAUUGAGUCCGCUGAAGAUGUUUCAACUGAACCCGUUGAGCUUCUGAAAAUCUACCAAGGAGCUUUGAUGAGCUAUGAACGUGUUCUGCCGAUGUCGAAUGCCUAUUUCUGUCAGCUGAUUGCUGCCAUGAUCCCACUUAUUUCUCGUGUUAGCAUGACAAAGAAAGAGCGACUUGUUGCCUCUCUGGACCUCCAUUUCAAAUGCGAACCAUUUGUCAGAUACGUAUAUCGUUAUGCUCAUCCUUCGAAAGCAAUGCAUUUCUUGCAAAUGGGACAACUCCAUUUAGAGCUCCACAACGAUAAGGAUGCUGCCAGAUACCUUAUUGAAGCCCAUCGCAUCAUGGAUUAUCUCUUUGGAGCUGAUCAUUUCCUGUCAAAACAAACCAAAGGAUUUAUGGAUCAUGCUCUCUCAUCGUUAAUGCAAUUCCAAAGAAGUUUUGUUAAUGUUCUCGAAAAAGCUCCGGAAGCGAAGAAAGCAUUGGAAGAAAGAUUGUUGACUAAGGAAGAGAAGAAAGCUCUGAAAGAUGCGGAAAAGAACAAGAAAAAGAGGAAUAAUAAGAAGAAUAAGAAACAUGCAGAAACCAAUAAGAAAACCAUUGACGAUGAUCUGGGUGACCUUCCUGAACUUGUUGCCGAUUUGUAG